Messenger RNA from Colletotrichum siamense, 2625 nucleotides. RefSeq names its product Chitin synthase 1 (gene chs-1). The transcript is spliced from 4 exons. The record is from RefSeq and is a predicted model, not a curated record. The coding region runs from base 1 to 2625 and encodes 874 amino acids. NCBI's taxonomy places the organism in Eukaryota, Fungi, Ascomycota, Sordariomycetes, Glomerellales, Glomerellaceae. Gene Ontology annotation, molecular function: chitin synthase activity. Gene Ontology annotation, cellular component: cell periphery; cell septum.
AUGGCGUACCGCGGGGGGAACGGCGGGAACGAUUAUGAUGCCCAUGACGGCCACAACAUGCAGGACCUUCCUGCUGGCUCUGGCAGAUACCACAUCCCUCCCCAAGACGAAGGUGUCGACGAUGCCGGUCAGUCUCUUCUGAGAGACCCUCACGCCCCAGCUCCCUAUGAGAGCCACCUGGGACCUGCCGAGACUCCUGGCCGCCCGGUUUCCGCAUACUCUCUCACAGAAUCAUACGCUCCUGGCGCUGGCUCCCGGACACCAGUUCCCGGCGAAGCUGCCUUCUCCACUGGCUACCGCUCCGAGCUCGACUCCGAUAAUGGCGGCUUCGGAUAUGGCCGUCCCGCCUCGACUGUCGGCGAUGUCGAGGACAGCUGGGUCCGCAGACAGCAGCCCGGUGGCCCCGGUGGUGGUCUGAAGCGAUACGCGACCCGUAAGAUCAAGCUUACUCAGGGCUCCGUCCUGAGCAUUGACUACCCCGUCCCCAGUGCCAUCAAGAACGCUGUUCAGCCCAAGUAUCGCGAUGUCGAGGGCGGCAGCGAUGAGUUCCACAAGAUGCGCUACACCGCCGCUACUUGCGACCCUAACGACUUCACCCUCAAGAAUGGUUACGAUCUGCGUCCCAGAAUGUAUAACCGACACACUGAGCUGCUCAUUGCCGUCACCUACUACAACGAAGACAAGGUCCUCUUGUCGCGUACCCUCCACGGUGUCAUGCAGAACAUUCGCGACAUUGUGAACCUCAAGAAGUCUACGUUCUGGAACAAGGGCGGCCCCGCUUGGCAGAAAAUCGUCGUCGCCCUCGUUUUCGACGGUCUCGACAAGACUGACAAGAACGUGCUGGACGUCCUGGCCACCAUUGGUGUCUACCAGGAUGGUGUCGUGAAGAAGGAUGUCGACGGCAAGGAGACGGUGGCCCACAUCUUCGAGUACACCACCCAGCUGUCCGUCACCCCCAACCAACAGCUCAUCCGCCCGGUUGACGAUGGCCCAUCAACUCUCCCGCCUGUUCAGUUCAUUUUCUGUCUGAAGCAGAAGAAUACCAAGAAGAUCAACUCCCACAGAUGGCUUUUCAACGCCUUCGGUCGCAUCCUCAACCCCGAAGGCGGCAAGAAGCUGCUUAACCCCCUCGUGGCGGUCCAGAACUUCGAGUACAAGAUCUCCAACAUUCUGGACAAGCCCCUCGAGUCCUCUUUCGGAUACGUCUCUGUGUUGCCCGGUGCUUUCUCCGCCUACCGCUUCCGUGCGAUUAUGGGUCGCCCCUUGGAGCAGUACUUCCAUGGUGACCACACUCUUUCCAAGAUUCUCGGAAAGAAGGGUAUCGAUGGAAUGAACAUUUUCAAGAAGAACAUGUUCUUGGCCGAGGAUCGUAUUCUCUGCUUCGAACUGGUCGCCAAGGCUGGCCAGAAGUGGCAUCUGUCCUACAUCAAGGCUGCCAAGGGUGAGACUGAUGUUCCCGAGGGUGCUCCCGAGUUCAUCUCCCAGCGUCGUCGUUGGCUCAACGGUUCCUUCGCUGCCUCCCUCUACUCGCUCAUGCACUUCGGUCGCAUGUACAAGUCCGGCCACAACAUCAUCCGCAUGUUCUUCUUCCACGUCCAACUCAUCUACAACAUCCUCCAGGUCAUGUUCACAUGGUUCAGUUUGGGUUCCUACUACCUGACUACGACGGUUAUCAUGGAUCUCGUCGGCAACCCGGUCACUUCCGACGACGAGAGUCAGGUGCGCCACGGCUGGCCCUUUGGCGACACCGCGACACCCAUCUUCAACGCCCUGCUCAAGUACCUCUACCUCGCCUUCGUUAUCCUGCAGUUCAUCCUCGCUCUGGGUAACAGACCAAAGGGUUCUAAGUACACGUACAUUGCCUCGUUCAUUGUCUUCGGUCUUAUCCAGUCUUACAUCCUGAUUCUCUCGGCAUACCUGGUCGUGCAAGCGUUCCAGAAGCCCAUCAGCGAGCAGAUCAGCUUGGACUCUGGCGCAGACUUUGUUGCUAGUUUCUUCGGAGGUCAGAACGCUGCCGGUGUUAUUCUUGUCGCCUUGGUUACUAUCUACGGUCUUAACUUCAUCGCAUCCUUCAUGUACCUCGACCCCUGGCACAUGUUUACCUCGUUCCCUCACUACCUGGUGCUCAUGUCGACCUACAUCAACAUUCUCAUGGUCUACGCCUUCAACAACUGGCACGAUGUGUCCUGGGGUACCAAGGGUUCAGACAAGGCCGAGGCGCUUCCUUCAGCCCAGGUCAGCAAGGGCGAGAAGGACGAAGCCGUUGUGGAGGAAAUCGACAAGCCACAGGAGGAUAUUGACAGUCAGUUCGAAUCGACUGUCAAGCGUGCUCUGGAGCCAUUCAAGGAGGAAGAGGAAGUCGAGAAGCCCGAUGUCGAGGACUCGUACAAGUCUUUCCGUACUGGUCUGGUCGUUUCUUGGCUCUUCUCCAACACCUUCCUGAUCAUCAUCAUCACGAGUGAUAACUUCAACUCGUUCGGCAUUGGCAAAUCCGCGUCCGCUCGUACUGCCUCUUACUUCAGCUUCUUGCUGUACUCUACCGCUGUCCUCUCCCUGGUCCGUUUCUUCGGUUUCCUGUGGUUCUUGGGCAAGACCGGUAUCAUGUGCUGCUUCUCCAGACGGUGA